UGAAAAUUCGUGAUAAAAAACUGCAGAGUCGAUCGAGUAAAAAUUAUAUUCGCCAGCACGGCCGCCAGCACCAAAAAGCGCCGCCACGUUGAAAGUUCUCGUCGCAAUUUCCAAUCUCCAUGAAAUCUCACAUUUCGUGCUGGCAAUGUUAUUAUUCUCUUCUCAGUGCUACUCACUGUGCGAGUGCGAGGACAAAGUUGUGGCGAAAGAAAUGAACAAAGUGUUGUAGGGAAAGAGUAAAAAAAAACGGAGUGCAAAAGAGAAGCGUUCGAAAGUCUCUUUGAAGGAUAAAAACUGUUUUGUUUCUCGAGUGUCCUUGAAUCGAAGCAUGAAACAAUCUUUGAAUUUUUUCCACCACCUUGUAUCUUUGGACCUCUCAUGAAUCCAUUUUAUUCGCCUGUUCUUCCAAAAACGAUAACGUACGAAAUAUCAAUUCCUCUAUAAACUUGUAUCAUCAAACACUCGUACAUUGAUUAAAUAUUCUCGAUGAGAGGUUAUGUUUUCCAUUUUUUCGAGUCCAGUCAAUUUUCACCAGGAACCCGAUGAAAUUUCUAAUAUGGAGAAGAAAUACAGCAGACGAAAGAUAUUAGGGUGAAAAACAAGGGCCAAAACGGAUGGAUGCUCUAUCUUCGAGCAGUCAGGUUAUGGAUGAAAACAUUAUCGGGGUGGAGCUUAAGGAAGGAACGGAUGAGAGAUUCGGUCAGACCUAUAUCGAGGAUAUCUGUCCUGGAACUUUCGGCAAGGUUUUCCUACCAAUCGACAGCCAUGAAGUUGAUUUCCCGGAUGAAAUGGUCAAACUGGAGCUAGAGAGCCAAUCGGGAGAACAUCAUAUCUGGGCAGCUCAGUUGGCAACGACGACUCUGUGCGAACAGGACGACUGUGGUAUUCAUAGAAAUUCAGACGAGAACGCAGACGAGUCGGAAGACAAAUCCAUUGAACUCGAAGACACUGAGAAAGAAGACGAGGACCAAAAUACCAGAGAAGAGGAACUCGAGGAAGUGACUAAUCGUCGAGGUGAACUAGAAAUCAAUAAACCAAACGACGAGCCUUGCGUCAACUCCAAAUUCUACAAGAUUCAAUGUACUGUUUGUAAAAAGUGGUUUUUGAAUAACGAUUCGAUGAUUACACAUUUGCGAAGCCACUGCGGUGAGGGGAAUUUCCAAAACGGUGGUGAACAAUGCCAAGUUUGCGAGCAAAACUUUAGCGACGGUACGAGUUUGCACGCUCACAUGUUAACUCACGUAGGCAUGAAUCCGGUCGAAUGUAACGUUUGUCAGAAGAGAUUUGCAUACAAGUGGUGUCUGAGGAAUCACGUGCAAAGCCACGUCGUAACAAAAUCUUUUGAAAAUUUUUCUCCGACCGGAAGUAAUCUUGUGCUCGUUAAUACCGAACCGACAGGUCUCGGUUUACCAAUUUCCGGGGCUAGUUAUACUUUUGAAAGCGUUACCAAUCAUAGAAAACUCUUCGAGGAACGCACAAGCUCCGAGGAGGAGAGGCGCAAAGAGUCCAAGUCGGAGAGCGAAACUUCGAAAAACGGGCUUCGUUGCGACGUGUGCAAAUUGCGUUUCAAAGACAGAGAAAGCUUUAACCGACACUCUCUGUCGCACAUGGGCGAAGAAACAACCUACAAGUACGAUAUUUUCAGUGGGACUCUUCGAGAAAGCCCGAAGCCGGAAAUCGCCGAUCCGCGGACAGCUCAUACGAGCUCGAUCACUAAACAAUUCAAGUGUACACUUUGCGAAAGAUCAUUCGGACAACGUACAGCUCUCAACAAUCACAUGCUUGCUCACAGCGGUGAAAAACCACACGCGUGCAAUAUUUGCGAGAAAACGUACAAGCGAAAGUCCGAAUUGAUAAGACACACGAUGGUACACACGGGCGAACGUCCCUACGAGUGUAAAGAGUGCCUCAUGACAUUUCGAGAAAAAGCUAAAUUGAAUUCCCACAUGCUCGUACACACCGGCGAAAAGCCUCACGAGUGUUACAUUUGUCACAAAGCUUGCGCUCGAAAAUCCGACCUCAAUAGCCACAUGCUUUCUCACACCGGUGGACAAUACGACUGUAAAGUUUGCGACAAAAUAUUCACUCGUAAAUCCGAUCUCAACAGACACACUCUCAUCCACACCGGGGAAAAACCCUUCGCUUGCGAACACUGCGACAUGGCAUUUCGCGAGAGAACUCGCUUGAAUUCCCACAUGCUCGUUCACACCGGUGACAAAAGACACGCGUGUCACAUAUGCGGUAAAAACUUCAGGGAAAAAUCCUCCCUGAAAAAACACAUGCUCGCUCACACCGGUGAUCGACCAUACGAAUGCUUCAUCUGUAAAAAAACAUUCACUCUAAAAACCACUCUCAACAGCCACGUUCUCAUUCACUCCGGCGAACGACCCUACGAAUGCGACAAUUGUCCAAAAUCUUUUCGCGAAAAAUCUUCUCUCAGAAAACACUCAGUUUUUCAUAAUAACGAACGCGAUCACGAGGCCAAUGUUUGCUUCAAAAAAUUCGCUCACAAAACUGACCUCAACUCGCAUGCGGCCAUCGACCAUCCAACAUCUUAAACUACAUUUUCCCCACAUUUAUUUAAUGCUCCUAUACACUUGUUUCCAUAUGGAAAUUCCAAAACACUUUAAUUCUGCUAUUAACUUCAUUUCGCUCUAAACCAAUUAUUGAACAAUUUUUUUAUUCAUUAACUAUAUACUUUUCGGAUCUCAUUAUUGCCAUUGAAUUUUUCAAAACCAUCAAACACUCUUGAAUUCUUUGACAUUCUCAUGACAUCGCUAUUUCAAAUAACAAAAAUAUAACCGUAAACGAAACGGAAAUUUUUUCCGUUACGAUGUUAAAUCAUUAAAAGCUUUUGUAUCACAUCGUUACGGAAUUAGCGCAAUUUUGAGAUAAUUACAGUUGGAAUAUGUGUGAGAGUACAAGGAGGGAGAAAUAAUUAAACGAUAUUUAAGAAUUAUUGUUUUGCGACUGAGCAAUGUAAAUAAUCAGACAAAAUAUGCAUAUAGUAUAAAUAAUGAAUAAUAUACUAAAAUAAUAAUACUGUUAAAUGAUACGCGAAGAGGAUUAAAAGAUUAUUCCGUGAAUCGCA
Molecule: messenger RNA, 3091 nt
Organism: Venturia canescens
Lineage: Eukaryota; Metazoa; Arthropoda; Insecta; Hymenoptera; Ichneumonidae
Product: gastrula zinc finger protein XlCGF57.1-like
Exons: 4
Coding region: 615-2558 (647 amino acids)
Biological process (GO): regulation of transcription by RNA polymerase II
Cellular component (GO): nucleus; nucleoplasm
Molecular function (GO): RNA polymerase II cis-regulatory region sequence-specific DNA binding; DNA-binding transcription repressor activity, RNA polymerase II-specific
Source: RefSeq, a predicted model, not a curated record